Messenger RNA from Striga hermonthica, 1878 nucleotides. The record is from the annotation of a GenBank genome assembly. NCBI's taxonomy places the organism in Eukaryota, Viridiplantae, Streptophyta, Magnoliopsida, Lamiales, Orobanchaceae.
AUGGUGGUUAGAGUGUUAUUAGUUGAAGCCGACGAUUCGACUCGGCAGAUUAUUGCUGCCCUUCUCAGGAAAUGCAGCUACAGAGCAGUUGCUGCAGUUCCUGAUGGCUUAAAAGCAUGGGAAGUACUUAAAGGAAGUCCAUGUAACAUAGACCUUAUUCUAACAGAAGUUGAGUUGCCAUCGAUCUCUGGAUAUGCGCUUCUCACCUUAAUCAUGGAGCACGAGGCCUGCAAAAAUAUCCCUGUAAUAAUGAUGUCGUCACAAGACUCUGUUAGUACAGUUUAUAAGUGCAUGCUGAAAGGCGCGGCUGACUUUCUCGUCAAGCCCAUCAGAAAAAACGAGCUGAGGAAUUUGUGGCAGCAUGUAUGGAGAAAACAAGCUUCGAGCACUGGUGCUGGGCUUGGACCUCCAGAUGAGAGUGUACAACAAAAGGAUGAAACUACUGAUGAGAAUAAUGCUAUUAGUAACCAUUCAAGUGGUCACGUCUCGUGCAUUCAGAGAAAUAAGCAGUGCACCUUAAAGGGAAGUGAUGAUCAGAGCUCAUGCACAAAACCGGAGUUGGAGACUGAAGGAGAAGAGAUCGAAAAUGGCUAUUGCACCUCACAGCAACAAAAAGCUAUGGAAGAAUGUCAUCAAGAAAGUAUGGAAAAACGAGCAUAUGAUAACGAGAUCAAAGGUAUACAUAUAUAUAUAUAUGUUCCUAAUGGCUUCCUUUUGGGAGGCAUAAAUGCUGAGAACACCCGUGCCCUCGAGAAUCCUUGUAGAGAAGCCAUUGAUUUAAUCGGUGCUUUUGAUAAUCACUCGAAGGGAAAUUUCACAAGUUCCCCUCCGAACGCAAGUGCAAACAAAUUCGACAUUUUUCCCUUAUUAGACCUCUCCUUGAGAAGGCCUCAUAACAGUGACCCUCUGAAUCCACCAAAUGAUGAACAGCCUAGAUUAAAUUUAAACCAUUCGGAUGCAUCGGCCUUUUCUAGGUACAUAAACAAGCCAUCAAAAGAUCAAGAAAAUGCUCCCGAAAAAAACCACGUUUUUAUGCCCUCAAUCCAGUUAGGACCCCAACAAAUCACAUUCUCUUACUCUCACUCUCAGAACAAAGAAAUAUCUCUUCCGAUCCCAGUCAAAGGCAUAAGAUUCGAAAAUGCAAACAGUGCCUAUAAUAAUUCCAUUAUACCUUCACUCUACCGCGCCCAAUCAGGCUCAUCCUCACUAUCGAGCCCAAGCACGCCUCACCACACCGAAUCAUUCCCACAGUCAAGCUUAUUUUACCACCUAUCAGAAAAUCAGCCGGCCAGUUCUCAUCAGCAGGUUAUUAUAGAUCAAAAAAACAUUGGUAAUUCAGUUGUUGAACCGGAGAAUAAACCGGAAAAUGUGGAGGGUCAGCAGGGGCUCGUUUCGUCUGGGAAUGACGAGAGUGGUAAUAGCAAUUUAUGUAAUGGCAAUACGAUCCACGUCAUCAAGGGCCCUUCAGAAUAUGCCGGUCAUGAAGAGAGCUCACAUGUUCUUGAUGAGGCCUCUAAACGGUCCAUGCAGAGAGAGGCCGCUUUAAAUAAGUUUCGUUUGAAGAGGAAAGAUAGAUGCUUCGAGAAGAAGGUGAGAUAUGAAAGCAGAAAGAAGUUGGCCGAGCAGCGUCCGCGCGUAAAAGGACAGUUUGUUCGUCAAGUGUCGAAUGAUCCUUCGUCUGGGAACACAUCAGCUGCCUCUCUGAUACUUCGACCUUCAUCCACACCUCCGCCUCCGUCUGCCUUUGAUAAUCGAGAUCGACCUUCGCCUUCGUCCUCCGCCCCCGACUUCUGCCUUCGAGAAUCGAUACCGACCUCCGCCUCUGAGAAUCGAGCUAAACUCUCGCCUCUGCCGCCGGUGUCCACCUUCGAGAAUUGA